Neoarthrinium moseri is the source of this 522-nucleotide messenger RNA. RefSeq lists its product as uncharacterized. The coding region runs from base 1 to 522 and encodes 173 amino acids. The record is from RefSeq and is a predicted model, not a curated record. The transcript is spliced from 4 exons. NCBI's taxonomy places the organism in Eukaryota, Fungi, Ascomycota, Sordariomycetes, Amphisphaeriales, Apiosporaceae. Gene Ontology annotation, molecular function: monooxygenase activity; calcium ion binding.
AUGAAGGACUACCACAUCCAGGCACAGGGCGUGCAAAUAUCGCCGCAACCUAUGAGCGACCGUCAGGCACUACGGAAAGAAGUUGGGCUGCCAAUCAUCGCGAUCAGACGGUACUUCAACAACAUUGCGAGUUUUUCGACACUGCUUCCAAAAGCUGGCUUCGGCGUGCUACUAUCUCUGCUGGCCAUUUUCAUUAUCCACGCCAACUUCUCGUACCCAACAGUCUCCGGCUGGCUGCCCGAUCCGUUCUUCCGGGUCUUCACUGAGAGGACUCACAAGGAUAAGCACGGGAGCAAUACCGGUUCGUACGACACGGAAGGCCGCUUUAUCCCACAGAGGUUCGAGGACAUCUUCUCCAAGUACGCGGGUGGAUGUGACUACAUCACUCUCGACGACGUAUAUCAGCUGCACAAAGGGCAGAGACUUAUUAUGGACCAUAUUGGCUGGUUCGCCAACAUCUUUGCGUCCCCGUUAGAUGGUAGUUCAAAGCUUCAGCUAGAGUUUCCAGAGUUGGGCAUUUAG